AUGGGUCAGGUUGAACUUCAUCUCCUUCUUCUGCAUUUCUUCUACAACUCUUCCUUCGUCUUAACCACUUUGUUUCAAUGGCAGAAGCAGACCAAGAACUGCGACUGUGUCAACAACAAGGACAAAGAGGAACCGCCCUCCCCCACCAUCGUCUUCAAGGUCCACAUGCAAUGCCACGGUUGCGCUUCCAAAGUCCUCAAAUGCCUUCGCGGCGUUCAGAGAUGGAAAACGGAGAUUGACACAGGGAAAUUCACCGUCACCGGUAACGUUGACAGAGACAACAAGCUCGCUGAUAAGCCCAACAACAAUGUCCAACUCACCUCUCCCCAUUCCAACAAGGACAAAAAACCUAAAGACAAACAGACUCCGGAGAAGACCGUGGUGUUGAAGGUGUCGCGGUAUUGUCGAUGCCGAGGUUGCUUCAACAGGCUUCGCAAAGCGGUGUUGAAGGUCGAAGGGGUUGGCGAUGACGUGGCUAUAAAUAGUAACGAUGAAUGGUGGAUGGUGACGGCGAAGUGCACAGUGGACGUGAAUGUUGUGGCGGGAACGUUGUCCAAGAAGCUCAAGAGGGUUGUUGAGGUUGUCCCUCCAAAGAAGGAGAAGGAGAAGGAGAAGGAGAAGGAGAAGAAGGAAAAGGAAAAGGAAGGAGAGAAAGAGGGUGACAAAGGAGGGAAUAGUGCCACCGCCAAGAAGAAGAAAAAGGCUGGAGGCGAAGACAACGGUGGUGGUGGUGGUGCUGCUGCUGCUGAUGGCAAGGGUAAAAAGGAUCAGGAGGAGAAUUUAAUGUAUUAUGAGCUACCUACACGUGAUUAUGCUAAUGGUGGUUAUGGCCAUGGUAACUACAUAGACCAAUAUAAUCAUGUAGCGCAAAUGUUCAAUGAGGAAAAUCCCUAUGCUUGUCACAUUAUGUGAGGCUUUUGGUUUGUGAUAAAGGAUUUGAUUCUGCCUC
Messenger RNA from Cajanus cajan (pigeon pea), 949 nucleotides. Lineage: Eukaryota; Viridiplantae; Streptophyta; Magnoliopsida; Fabales; Fabaceae. The record is from RefSeq and is a predicted model, not a curated record.